Messenger RNA from Saccoglossus kowalevskii, 1833 nucleotides. Its product is annotated as protein zer-1 homolog. The record is from RefSeq and is a predicted model, not a curated record. Gene Ontology annotation, cellular component: Cul2-RING ubiquitin ligase complex. NCBI's taxonomy places the organism in Eukaryota, Metazoa, Hemichordata, Enteropneusta, Harrimaniidae.
AUGAUGAUGGAUAAAGAUGAAGAUGAAUAUGCCGAGGCAUUGAAUUGCUGCCCAGACACUUUAGAAAAUUAUGCAAAACAUGUCUGUUUCAGUGAUCCUAAAGUGUUUUUCUCCAUUGAUGCCAGUGGAACAUUACUGGGAAUCAGACCAGGCUUGUUUUUACCAAGUUUGAUUGCUGAUGAUUUAUUAUUGCAUCAUGCUUUACGUGGUAAAGUUGAUGACAGAUUCUUGAAUCUCAUCAGGAGCUCCUCUGUUGCCUUUAGACAUGUUUCCCUCCAUGGAUGUAAUUCUAUAUCGGAUUUGGGUUUGCAUAGUCUACCAAUCGAUGGCCUACAAUCUCUCAAUGUUUCAGACUGUUGCAGUAUCACCUUCAAGUCUGUUGAGUUUUUUUCGCAAUGCAAAGAUACUCUGACAUUAUUGAAUGCAGCUAACUGCAAAGACAUUAUUGAUAUAAAACUGUUGAAGAACUUUCCGUUUAAUAAACUCUCAAAUCUGAAUUUCAACUCUGUGCAACUUAUUAAUUUUGACACUGACCUGGUAGAAUCAUUUUUCAGACAGUUGCCAAGUCUGACAGAUCUAGAUAUUUCGAAUCAGGAUCCAAUUGAUUCACGAAAGUCUCUAGGAUUUCUGCAGCCAUUGGUUACACAGCUUCGCGUACUAAUACUCUAUAAUUGCAGACCAAGCCUGAUCAACAGAGAAUGGAGUUUGAUAUGCAGGAUGACCAAACUCCGGCAUCUAGAUAUUUCCCAGGAGCCACCUGGUAAGAGGGUCAGCCAACCCCGAUUUUACACUAACAUGAUCAAUCCUCCAAUGUUGUCCAAACUGAUUGAGUCUGCACCAUUCCUUGCUUCCCUUGAUAUUUCAAGAUACAACCUUGGUUCCUGGCAUGCAAAACCAAGACCGGCAGAUGGUGAAGUAUACAUGAACAGCUCAGUGCCAGGAUUAGAAUGUCUGAAGAGACCCCUGGAAUUUCUGGGAAUCUGGAUGACUAGAUGGAAUAAUAAUCUUGUUGGACUUGCGAACCAAUCAAUUCCUGCUAACAAAAUUGCUGGCGGUGUUAGCAAAGAUGCUCUUCUCACAGCUCUUGAAGUUUACACAGAGAGACACAGGCGUUUCUUGAAAAUCUUGUGUCUCUUCCAGAAACAUCCCUCUUUGACUGAUACAUCUGGGAAAGUGAUGCGCGUGAUCUUGAGUGUUCUGAAAGCCAUGUCGUUUCAUUGUGAUAAUAGUGAUCUGCAAAUACACUGUCUUGAAAUGCUUUGUCAGAUGAUUUCAAAGUAUAUACAUUGCACUGGUCAAUUAGCUUUUCCAACAGGAAAGAUAUAUCGGCAGAUUAUAUUUGCAAUUCUGUGUACCUCCGAGCGCACUCACUGCGGUCAGUCCGUGAAUGACUACAUCUGUGAAGUUCUCCGUUUGAUUAAACCAUGGAGGAACGAAUACGAGUAUGUCUCCAUCUUUAAUAUGCUUCUACAACUAGCAUCACAAACCUUUAUUGAUGAUGUUGUCCUGCCGCUGAUGCUGCUCCAUGAGAUUAUAACAGAAUCUUCAGUGGUACAAAAGAUAUUGCUGGUUCAAAAUAAUGCUAUUGAGUCUCUUCUCUCAAUGAUGCAUGCUAGCACUAUACCUGAUGAGAUUGGUGUACCUCCUGUGAUGGGAAUAAGUAAUGAGAUGUUGCGAACUUCGUGGGAAAUUUUGUAUCUGUUGGCCAGUGUCCCUGGAGGAGUGGCACGUUUUGCAUCUGCAGGGGGAGAUGUAUUGUUCUCGGAGUAUUUCUCCCAGAUACCUGGAUGCCAAGCAAUAGAAACACAGCAAAUCAAUGUCGAUUUCAUUUAG